AUGCUUGAGUGCUCUUUCAACACUGCCUGCACUCCUCCUCCUCCUUCGUGGCUUUCCAACUUUUUGAACAAGUUUAAUGGUGAUAAGCCAGAAUCCUGCCCAUUCUAUUUCAAAUGGAUUGUUGCAGACCUUUGGCCUUGGAAAGAGAGUGGAAUUACAUUGCAGAUGGUUGAAGAAGCAAAGAAAAUGGCAUCAUUUAGACUGAUGAUUGUUGAUGGAAGGUUGUUUGUUGAGAUAUAUAAAAAGUGUUACCAAACCAGGGAUUUUUUUACCAUUUGGGGAUUUUCUCAGUUGUUGAAAUUGUAUCCUGGAAUGGUUCCCGACUUGGACCUGAUGUUCAAUUGUGAUGAUAGACCUCUUGUCAGCAGGUUCACUUACACGACCACGAAGGACCCCCCUCCUUUGUUUCGCUACUGUGGGCACGCAGAUUUUUAUGACAUUCCAUUUCCAGAUUGGUCUUACUGGGGAUGGGUUGAGGUUAGGUCAUCACCAUGGGACAUCUUAAUCAGAGAAAUCCGAAAUGGAAGCGAAGAAAUGAAAUGGGUUAACAGAAACCCAAUUGCCUAUUGGAAAGGAAAUCCAACAGUUGCAAGAAUAAGAAUGGAACUUCUCAAAUGCUCCAAGAUUCCCAACUGGAAUGGUCAACUUAUUGUACAGAGGGACAAGACUGGGGAAGGGAGGUCAGAGAAGGGUUUAAACAUUCCAAACUGUCUCAACAAUGCAAGCACAGAGAAGAUGUGUGAAUCUCUCAACAAUACUGUAAACUGGGGAAAUAGUCAUACAGAAGAGGCAAUGGAGAUAGGCAAUGCAGGGAGUGAUUUCUUGUUGAAUGAGCUGAAAAUGAAGCAUGUUUAUGAUUAUAUGUUCCAUGUUUUAACAAAGUAUGCCAAGCUAUUGAAAUAUAAGCCAUUUGUUACCAAAAACUCUAUGGAGUAUUGUUCAGAAGCAAUGAUGUGCUUUGCCAAUGAAGUAGAAAAGCAAUACAUGAAGGACACACUGAUCACAACUCGUAGUCCUUCACCACCUUGUGAUAUAGGAGAAUUACAUGCCAAUAUUGAAGCAAUUAAGGAAUAUGCAGAAGAGAAUAAGGAAACACAGUUUAAUGUUAAAUGGGUGGAAGAGAAAUAA
Messenger RNA from Cryptomeria japonica (Japanese cedar), 1128 nucleotides. RefSeq lists its product as uncharacterized. The coding region runs from base 1 to 1128 and encodes 375 amino acids. Lineage: Eukaryota; Viridiplantae; Streptophyta; Pinopsida; Cupressales; Cupressaceae. The transcript has 6 exons. The record is from RefSeq and is a predicted model, not a curated record.